Messenger RNA from Camarhynchus parvulus, 6960 nucleotides. RefSeq names its product zinc finger protein 638 (gene ZNF638). Gene Ontology annotation, cellular component: nucleus. The record is from RefSeq and is a predicted model, not a curated record. Gene Ontology annotation, molecular function: zinc ion binding; mRNA binding. NCBI's taxonomy places the organism in Eukaryota, Metazoa, Chordata, Aves, Passeriformes, Thraupidae. Gene Ontology annotation, biological process: regulation of RNA splicing.
AUGCCGCCGGGCGGCGCCGCCUCCUCCGGGCCCCCCCAAAGCAACCGGGACCCCCCGAACCCCCGGACCCCCGAACCCCCGAACCCCCGGGAGCCCCCGAACCCCCGGACCCCCGAACCCCCGAACCCCCGAACCCCCGGAGCCCCGGACCCCGAACCCCCGAACCCCCGGACCCCCGAACCCCGGACCCCCGACCCCCGGACCCCCGGACCCCCGGACCCCCGGACCCCCGGACCCCCCGAACCCCCGAACCCCCGAACCCCCGGACCCCCGGAGCCCCGGGCCCCGAAGCCCCCGGACCCCCGGACCCCCGACCCCCGGACCCCGAACCCCCGAACCCCGAACCCCCGACCCCCGGACCCCGAAGCCCCCGAACCCCCGGAGCCCCCGGACCCCGAACCCCCGAACCCCCGAACCCCCGGAGCCGCUCGCACGAGCGCCCGGCGCGCCGUGUCCCCCCCAUCCCGCCCGCCCGCCGCUCCCGGGGGCUCUCCCCGCCGCUUUUCGGGGCUUCCUGCCGCUUUUAGAGACUUCCCCCCGCUUUUAGGGGCUUCUUCCCGGCUCGUCCCGGCGGCGGGGGACGCGGGGAGAGCGGCGGCUGCGCGCCGGUGGAGCUUUGUGUUGUUCUUGGAAAGUUUCGCACCACUUGUGAAUUCCCUGAACCUUGGCCUUGCCAGCCCCCUUGUGUUGGGCCCUCCUCCUUUUCAGCUUGCCCAAAUUAAGACCCACUUGGCUCUCCAGCACUUGGCUGCCAGCGGCGGGCGGGCGCCUCCCCACGCUGGCGUCCGCCAGGCAUUGCUGAAAGACGCAAUGUUUAGCCCCAGAGGAACCUUGCCCCCGAGGCCCAGAGGACCCAACCCGGCGGGCACCAAAGCCCCGGCGGCUUUCGGGGCCGGAGGCGCGGCGGGGCCACCCAGGAAAGCUGCGCCCGCGACGCCCCAAGGAGCGCCCCAGAGGUUCUCGGGGCAGGAGUGGACGGGGUCGCAGAGGAUCAACGUCCGCGUCACGCUGCACAGGGCCGAUCCCAGGAAAGUCAAGGAGAAGAGCGGCCUGCACCAGGAGCAGAAGGGAGACCCCCGUGCCACUCGCUGGGAUGGCGGCCCCUGCCCCGUCGGCACCGCUGGGCCGAAGCCACCCGGCCCGGCGCCGGUCUUGGAGCAGAACUCCAACCCUCAGAACCGCUACACGCCUGAAAGCGCCUCCAGCAUUUUAGCGAGCUUCGGGCUGUCCAACGAAGACCUGGAGGAGCUGAGCCGCUACCCCGAUGACCAGCUGACGCCCGAGAACAUGCCGCGGAUCCUGCGGGAGAUCCGCAUCCGGAAGAUGGGCCACGCCGUGCCCGGCCUGCACGCGCCGAGCCGGGGGGAGGAGCCGGUGGGCGAGAGCAGCGGCACCGCCGUCAAGAGCAAAGUGAUCGACUACGGCCACGCCAGCAAGUACGGCUACACCGAGGACCCGCUGGAGAUCCGCACCUACAACCCCGAGGCGCUGCCCGAGGAGCCGCUGGAAGCGCGCGUCUUCAAUCCCGAGAGCUCGAGCGCGGAGAACCGGGAAGAAUUCCAGCGGGAGCAGAACGUGCCGGUGGCCGUCCCGCCGCCCAGCGUGCCCAACAUGCCCAGCGUGCCCAACGUGCCCAACGUGCCGUGCAACCCUGUGUUCCCGGCCGAAGACCUCAUCAAGCUGCCGGCCUUCCCCGCCGAGUCCUCGCCCGCUCCGUCGUUUUUCCCGGCCGAGCCGCCGGCCAAGGUGCCGGUGCUGUGCGGUGCCGCGCCCGCCGCUGCCGGUGGUGAAGCCGGCGUCCCAGCCGCCCAUACGCCGGUGCUGCCGCCCAUCCUGCCGGCGCUGCUGCCCACGCCGCUGCCGCAGCCCAUGCUGCCCCCGGUGAUGCCGCCGCUGGUCCAGCCGCCCGUGUCCCAGCACGUGUUGCCGCCCUUGACGCCGCCGCCCUUCUCGGGGCUCCUGGCCGCCAUCAGCCAGCACGAGCAGAAGCAGCGCGACGCCGGCAGCGCCCAUCCCGGGCCCAGCGCCCAUCCCGGGCCCAGCGCCCAUCCCGGCCCCAGCGGCGCCGGCGGGGCCUCGGCGGGACACAAACCCUACCACAAACCCUACCACCCGCCGGCGCACGAGCCCAUCAAAUCGCCGUUCGGGGUGGUGAAGGCGUCCUGGCUGCCCGUGUUCCCGGAGCAGAAGAGCAAACGCCUGCCCACCCCGUCCAUGAUGAACGACUACUAUGCCACGUCGCCGCGAAUAUUCCCACAUUUGUGUUCUCUGUGUAACCUUGAAUGCACUCAUAUGAAGGACUGGAUCCUGCACCAGAACAACCCCGAGCACCUCGAGAGCUGCCGCAGGCUGCGCCAACAAUAUCCCGAGUGGAAUCCUGAGGCUCACUCCUCCAGCAGACAUGGCGCAGAGCGCAAGGAGAACCGCACCCCUCGCCGCCGCUCGCUCUCUCCGCUCAGCCCGUCCCGCCGCCACUACCGCCUUCCUCCUCCUCCUCCUCCUCCUCCUCUUCCUCCUGCGCCCGGCUCCGCGCGCCGCCGCUGCCGCUCGCGCUCCCGCAGCCCCGCCGGCCGCGCGCGCCGCCCGCGUUCCCGCAGCCCGCGCGGGGCGCACCUCCCGCGGCCCCGCUCGCGGUCACGGUCGCGGUCGCGGUCACGGCCGCGGAGCCUGGCCAGGGGCAGCCCCCGGCCCCGGCGCUCCGACAGCCGCGCCAGCCGCUCCUGCGAAGCCCGCCAGGCGGCGCUCGAGGCCGCGCUGCGCUCCCUGGGCCCCGCUUUCCUGGCCGAGUUCCAGCGCCGCCGCUCCGCGCAUGCGCACGACUCGCCUCGCCGUGCCGCCCGCAGAGCUCCGAGGGUUCCGCGCGCCGAGGCCGGGGCCGGGGGCGGGGCCGGGCCAAGCUCCGCCCCCGAGGCCGCCAAAAGGGAACGGGCCGGGGAGGGGAGGAGGAGGAGGAGACCGGGAAGAGCCAGCCCUACAACCGGGUGCGUCACCGGGUUUGGGCUGCUGCGCGAGGAGCUGCUGAGCUGCGACACGGUGCUGCAGCUCUCGGAGCUGCCCGACUCGGGCUUCUCCGACCAGGACAUCAAGCGGCUGGUGCAGCCCUUCGGCAAGGUCAGCGACCUCAUCGUGCUGCGCUCCCGCAACGAGGCGUACCUGGAGAUGAACUACAAGGAGGCCGUGAUCGCCGCCGUCAAGUUCGGGGAGACGGCGCCGCUGCUGCUCAACGGGAAACGCGUGCGGGUCAGCGUGGCCGAGAGAGAGCAGGCGAAAAAACCGGUGAAGAAACGAGUCCUGAACCCCAAAAAAACUCCAGCAAGCACCAAGAAAGUCCCGAGCACCAACAGCAAGAGCCCCAAAGUCCUGACAGGGAAAAAAGAAAAAGUGAAGAAAGCAGGGGGAGAGAAGAAAGUGAAGAAAACUUCGAAUGUGGGAGGAAAAGAGGCCGGGCAAGAUUCCGGGGCUGCGGCCUCGGCCGCGCUGGAAAUUCCGGAAUCCUCCGAUCCCAACGAUCCCCAAAUUCCCCAAAUUCCCCAAAUUGCCCAAAUUGCCCAAAUUGCCAAAAGCUCCGCAGAGCCCGAGGGAGCAGAGGAGGCCGGGACAGCCGCAGAGGCGGGGCCGGAGCCUGCGGUGAGCGAGGAAGGCGCCGAUCCCGGCAGGAAGGAUGCCCCCGAGCAGAGCUGCGUGCUGCUGCUGUCCAACCUGCCGCCCGGGGGCUCCUCUCCGGCCGAGCUCUGCAGCCUGGCCGAGCCCUUCGGGGGCCUGCGGGACCUGCUCGUCCUCUCCUCCCACAAACAGGAAGCGAUUUUCAUCUCUCUCAUCAAGGAGUCUGAUCCCAAGGCCGACGCUGCCUCUCUGCGCUCUCACCUGGUGCACCUGGGGAACCUCCCGCCCGACGGCUACCGGGAGCUGGAGCUGGUGUGCGCGGGGCUGCGCUUCCGCAAGGUGGAGCACUACGCCGUGCUCAGCAACCGGCAGCGGGCCAUCCUGCACCUGGACAGCCCCAAAUCCGCGCGCUCCAUGCACAGCUUCCUGCAGCAGUAUCCUUAUUCCAUAGGAGAACACACGCUCACCUGCUCCUUGUCCUCCCACGGAGACAUUCCCGAGGCUGAAACCGGGAAAAAGGAAGUGAAGAGAGAGGACGGGAGCAAAGGAAGCUCUGGCUUGAAAAAAAUCCCAGAGGGAACAGGAACGGUGCAAAAACCAGCUGGGAAUCCAUCGGGAGAGGCCAGGAAAGGCCAAAUUCCCACCCCAAAUGUCCCAGAGGAGAUUCCAGCGGGACAACUGGAGAUCCCCGAGUCGCAGGCAGGAGGAGCAGCGAGGGAAUCACCCGCGGGGAUGGACGUGGAGGGGUUGGAUCCUGGAAUUCCCGUGGAUCCUGCUGGCAGCAAAUCACCAGGAGAGAGGUCGGAGGAGAAACCGGCGCCGCUUUCCGGAGCGGGGAUGGAAAAAUCUCAGGAUGAGCCGGAGCUGGAAAUCCCAAAGGAGGAUGAGGAGCCCUCUGCUCCCGCCGUGGAAGCUCUGGAAUCAUCCAGCAAGGCCGUCCCAGUGGCCGGAGGAACGCCAGGAGCCGUGCCUGGAAUGUCCCCGAGCUCGGAGGAGGCUCCCGCGGUGUCACCCGGUGUCACCCAGCCCAGCACGGAGCCGGCUGCUCCGGAAAAAACUCGCGUUCCCGAGGCGGGGAAAAGCAGCCGUGAAACGUCCACGGAGAGGAAAACUGUGCCGAAAACUCUGGAUGCUCCAGGGAAAAAAUUGGAUGUGGCCGGAGCAGAGAGAGAGGCGACGGCGGAGGAAUCCGUGCUGCAAAUCGGGGAAAAUCCGGGAAAAACGUCAUCCAAGGCUGGGACAGAACCGGAGAAAACACCGGGAAAAACAUCAUCCAAGGGUGGGGAAAACUCUGGGAAUGCUGUUGGUGAGAUGCAUGGGGGAAGUUCGGUUAAAAUCCCACAAAACAAAGGGACGGGAGCUGCAAAAUCUGAAGAAAACCGCGUGGCAGCUCCGGUAAAUCCCGCUGCAUCCCUGAAGGAAUCUUGCAUCGAGAAAACCCUUCUGAAGGCAGUGGUGUCCGUCCCGGACAUCCUGAAGCAGAGAAUUCCCGUCAGGAUCACCGAGCCUUCCCUGGGAAGACCUGGAGAGCAGAAAAUCCCCCCCAAGGCGGGGCUGGAGAAGAAAAUCCCACCCAAAACCGCGGCUCAGCCAGGAGCUGGGAGCUGCCAAUGGAAAGGGAAUGGAAAUUCCGGAGUGGACGCACAGGGAGACGGCGGGAAGAGCUCAGUCCAGCAGGAAAAGGAUUCCCAGCUGGAAUCUCGGGCGAGUCCAAAGCAGAGCCAGCAGGGAGAGAGCGGGACGUCUGGCACGAAGGAAAAUCCCAGCGGGAAUCAGGCUCCUGGUGGGGGCGGUGCUGCAGCUUUGAAAAGCAGCGCCGGCAGCGCUGGAAAACAGAAGGAGGAUGAGGAGCUCUUCCCGUUUAACCUGAACGAGUUCAUCACGGUGGACAAGGAUGAAGAGCUCUUCCUGUUUAACCUGGAUGAGUUCGUCACGGUGGACAAGGAUGAAGAGCUCUUCCCGUUUAACCUGGACGAGUUUGUCACGGUGGACGAGGAUGAGGAGCUCUUCCCGUUUAACCUGGACGAGUUCGCCCAGUCCGCGUGGCGGCCGCCGGAGGAAACGAAGUCUUCGGUGACCAAGCGGACCCCCGAGGGGAAGAGAAAAGAAGCCCCCAAAGCCAACCCUUCGGAGCUGGCGCCCAAGAAGAGGAAAGGGAAGAGUUGCGGAGCCGAAGGUGAGCUGUCCUUUGUCACCUUGGAUGAGAUCGGGGAGGAGGAGGAGGAGGACGCCCCGGUGCCGCUGCCGGGCGUCGACCCCCAGGGCCUGGUGGUGGUGGAUGAGGUGGUGGAAGAGGAGGAGCUGUCGGAAGCGGUGAAGGAUCCGCAGGCGCUGCUGACGCUGGAUGAGAUCUCGGAGCAGGAGGAGCCGGGCUCCCACGGGAACGGGCCCCGGGCGGAAUUCGAGGAGCGGGAUCUGAAGGCCGAGCCCUUGGUGACCGUGGAUGAGAUUGGGGAGGUGGAGGAGCUGCUCCUCAACGAGCCCGCGGAGCUGAGCGCCGCCGAAGAGGGGAAAGCCAAUCCCGGGGAUGGCGCGGCCUCCCAGGUGCCCGACGAUCCCAACGCCUUGGUGACCGUGGAUGAGAUCCAGGAGGACAACGAGGACAACCCCCUGGUGACUCUGGAUGAGGUUAACGAGGAUGAGGAUGAUUUCCUGGCUGACUUCAAUCACCUCAAAGAGGAACUAAACUUUGUUACAGUCGACGAAGUCGGCGAUGAAGAAGAAGAAAGCACUUUCCCAGGGAAGAACCUGCCCGAGGAUGAAGAUGACGAAGAUAUUGUUGCUGUUGCAGGACCAGAAGAAAUAGGAAUUCUAGGAGAUACAAAUCCAGAGGAUGAAAUGGCUGAAAUCUCCAAGCCAAAAGCAGCUCAGCUGGGAUCAGAAGAUGCAGAACCAAAGCCUCAGCAGAAGAAAACGCCUUUUCCAGGUGUCCCCAAGACGCAGAGCACUCCCAAAGCUCUGGACAUCCUGGUCCCAAAGGCCGGAUUCUUCUGCCAGAUCUGCUCCCUCUUCUACGCCGACGAACCCUCCAUGAUCAACCACUGCAGGACCCCCCUGCACCGGCAGAACAUGGAGAAAUUCAUGGCCAAGCAGCAGGAAAGCGGCGGGGAGGAGCCGAGCUCCAGGUGAUGGAGCUCCCCAGGAGCCACGCUUCGGGGCCAGUCAGUUCUGUGUGUUUGGAUUUCCUUUGUCAUUUGGGGUCGGGAAGGAGCAUCCACGGUGUAAAGAAUCGGAGCUGGGAACAGACCAACAGACCAAACCCAAAGCAGGAGAGGGUUGGAAUUGUGUCUCCGAUCAUCCGACGCGGGAGAGACUGUUCCAGGUGUCUCCAGGAAAUAAAUGUUCUUACUGUAUAGU